UGAGCUUCAUUUUUCCAUAUUUUGUCUCUAAGGAGCCAGACUCGUAUUUUUUCAAGUGGUCUCAAGCAACAGUUCUGCAGGCUUUCUGAAAGGCUUUCACUCACUUUCAGCCCAGUGCUUCUACCUGACAUUUUUAGAGGAUUUUUUUUUGUUUGUUAAGCCACUUAACUCUGACCUGUGAAUGAUUCAAGCAUAAAAACAGCACCUUACAACCUGAGGGAUGAACCUAUUUGUGUCUACACACAACUUGGCAAAGAACCAGUUUUAAAUUGUAUCUAGGCUUCAGUCUAUGAAAAAUGGCAAAGAUAACACUGACAGAAAUAAAAUUCUUUUUUUUAUACCAACAAAGUGGUUCCACAGGAGAUGAACACCAUCUGAAAGUCAUAUCCUUAAGAAAGGGGGGGAAAAGACCUAGGAGGUGCAUCGGGCCCUUCAGCUUCAGUGAACAGCAGGUAGAUCAUCAGAAAUGGUCUCAGAGGGACGGUGGCUGUUAAAAGGCCAUUCCUAAGUAAAGGAAACAAGGAGAAAAGGCUGGGGAAUGUCAAGUUACACAAGAACAGGACAGAAAAUCAGUGGCAACAGGUCUUAUGAACUUUGAAAAUUUAGCUUCAAAUUGCCAUCUAUAAAUGCAGGAGAGUGAUCGCUGGAGGCUCUGUCACGGUUGGGGCCAUUUUAGCAAGUGGCUGAGAUAUAUUGUCAAAAUUGAUGGCAUUAUGAAAACAAAGUUCUUUCAGAGUUUGGACCACCAUGCAAAUACCAUCUGGAAAUCAUCUGGUUGGCAACAGCUUCAUUUUUUAUCAUGACAAUGAUCCCAAAUGCGCUGCCAGUGCAGUAAAAGCAUACCUGGAUAGAAAAAUGCAGAGUAGAACACGUUUAGCCAUGGAUUGGCAUGCAGUAAUUUCCCUAACGUAUAAAAGUGGGAACUGAGAAUUAAUGUGGGGGUGGGGGUGGGGGUAUUGGUUUCCUUUGAGCAAAGACGUGCUGGCAUUUCGUAGUUUAGGUGAUUUCAAUAAUAAUAAAAAAAAUAAAGCUUUCACCAACUGUGAGCGUAAAGGCCAAAUAAAAGUUUGAGAACAUUUACCCACUCAUCACAGUGACAGCACUGUGUCUCAGUGAGACUUCACAGGCAGGUCUUGUGAUCAAAACAGUGCGAGGUAUGAAAGGUUAAUGUGUGCUCAUAAAGCCUUGUUUAAUCUUUAAGUUUCCCAGUAAACAAUGCAUUUCCCUUUAAAAAUAGAAGCUUUAUCUGUGGGCGUGAGCUACAGUAGUUCCAGAAACCUUAAAAACUGCUAUAUGACUGUCACAGGACAGAAGUGCUGUGAUGUGAAGUCAAGCUCUCAGCUGCUCCUCAGUGGGCGGGUCUUACCUGCACUAUAAAAAGCCAUGCAAGUUUCAGUGCGAAGUGGAAGUGCGAAAUAUAUGACAGGAAACUGUUGGAUCUCUUCCCUAUCUGAAGAUGUCGAGGCUCACUCUGUGGUUGUCAGUCGGGGUGUUUGUGUGGGGAUUUGCUUCUUGCUCUAUCACGUGUCCUGAUGGGAGUACUUGCUCAGACAUCUCUACCUGCUGCAAGACUGAGUAUGGAUAUGGCUGCUGUCAGUAUCCAAAAGCAGUGUGCUGCGCAGACAUGGCCCACUGCUGUCCGUCAGGGUAUCGCUGUAACCUGGUGACACAGCUGUGUGAGAAACUGGACCAGCCGUGGCUGAGCAUUCCCAUGGUGAAGAAGGACGCUGCACAGAAACUCACAUACCCUUUCCUCUAUAAGCCAGCGCUGCCUUCAGUACCUGCCUUUGUCAUCCCUAUGUCAGAGGACAAAGAGAGCAUGAACGAGAUACCAGAACCAGCUCUAACACACGUCGGCUCCCCUGAGGCUCAAGUCAUUCGUUGUGAUUCCCUACAUUACUGCCAGGGGGGGAUGUCUUGCUGCCAGGCAUCCUCAGGCCAGUGGAACUGCUGUCCCUACCCACUGGGCCAGUGUUGUGCAGAUGGUGUGCACUGCUGUGAGUAUGGAUACACCUGCGAGGCCUCCUCCUUGAAAUGCAGAAAUUCUUACUCUUGAGAUUUCUCGGGGCUGCACAAAUAAUGUUGAAUAUAUAUAUAUAUUUUUUCUUUUUUUAAUUUUUAAAAAUUUUUAAACUAUUUUACUUCAAGAUUUGUCAAGAUUUUGCUGAAAAUUGUUAGACACACUGCCUCAUCUGAGAUAGAAGCCGAUCAGCUUCACAAGAAGACAGCAAGUGGGUAAUUGAUGUUAUAUCCACGUAAGAUUACUUUAAGUAUCUGUUGGCUGUUUUGUGUUUAAAUUGAUACUUCUGCGUCACUGGACAGUCACCAUUUAACUUCUGUUUUUUUUUCUUCUCACCAUUUAACUUCACAAAUUAGCUUCACAAGAUUUCCUGCAACCAUUUAUUUCCACUGCGGUCAUGUUGAAAAUGUCUAAUGUCUGGAUUCUUUUCAUAAACUGAAAAAUCAAAGGCUUUUCUGCUGUUUUCAAGUCAAAUUUUUGUAUUGAAAGUUUAAAACAUGAGAACAUUUCCAAAUAAAAAUGAUAGAAAUGUGAGUUUUCAUGCUGCAAAAUGUUGGUGUGUUGGUGUGACCGGUUGCAAGGUCACACUGCCACAUAAAGAAGUGGACGACUGGAAGGUGAAAGCUUUUUUAAAAAAAAGUAUUUAUUUUUGUGUGUUUUAUUCUUUCUUUUACUUUGUUUGUCUCCUAUCUGACCAACUGGAUAUAGCAGCAGACAUGCUGAGUUUGCUGCAAAUCAGGCACCACAGCCGGGUUUCUGCAGGUGGCAGCAGAUUUAGAAUUAUGGAGAAAUCAAGAAGAAGCUGAUGGUGCAACACCGUUAGAUGAGGAAAGACAGUAACACAAUAAUGUUGGAGGAGGAAUGGUAAAGUUAUGGUAAAAAAAAAAAAAAGGGAAGUGAAACAAAGACAGGCUCCAUUUUACAGCCAACACUCAAACACAUGUCAAAAGGAAGAAGUGUGGCAAUAACCAGUAAAGACUGGGUCUAUAUGGAGAGAAAGGUCUUACAAAGUGUAAACUAAGAUUUCCAGUGUGCAGUGAUUUGUGUGCAUUUUUUUUGUGUGAGAGAGUCAUAGAUUUUUAUUAUGAGCUUGGAUCAAAAUAUAAAGACAUUAAAACAGUGCUUGGCUGUAGACACAGUUUUAAUAUAAGUUAAACUUAGUUAAGUUAAAUGAAGUAGGGUUGGUUUGCUCUUAAAAUAAUGACAUUUGUGUAUAUAUUGCUUACACAAGAUU
Messenger RNA from Maylandia zebra (zebra mbuna), 3254 nucleotides. RefSeq names its product progranulin. Gene Ontology annotation, cellular component: extracellular region. The record is from RefSeq and is a predicted model, not a curated record. NCBI's taxonomy places the organism in Eukaryota, Metazoa, Chordata, Actinopteri, Cichliformes, Cichlidae.